AUGGAGAAGUAUCCCUUCGUCAAGGGGGCGAUCAUCAACGAAGUGGGCAUGCUGAACUGUGCACCAGAGAGCAAGGAUCCCAUAUGCGUCCCCAACUCGGGCAAGUACCCAGCCUCUGCUACGGCCGACCACGCCUGCCCGUCCACUGAUGAGCUGCCCAAUGGCCUGGCGAGCUUCAUCGACAAGAUCUUCGACUACAUCAUCAGCGCGAAGACGAAAGAUGGGCGUGAGGUGGUGAAGGGCUUCUCGUGGUUCAACCAAGACCAGGACGGAGGCACCUACAACCUGCGACUGUUUAACAACGACGGUACGGUCAACAAGGCGGGCGAGGCUUACAUGGCCGCCUGCACACGCUGGCGGCGAUGA
Messenger RNA from Symbiodinium sp. CCMP2456, 366 nucleotides. NCBI's taxonomy places the organism in Eukaryota, Dinophyceae, Suessiales, Symbiodiniaceae. The record is from the annotation of a GenBank genome assembly.